Molecule: messenger RNA, 5009 nt
Organism: Spirometra erinaceieuropaei
Lineage: Eukaryota; Metazoa; Platyhelminthes; Cestoda; Diphyllobothriidea; Diphyllobothriidae
Source: the annotation of a GenBank genome assembly
CUAGUGCUCUGCCUGUCCUCCUGGCUGAGAUCGUUAUUGUUGUGACGGUGCUCGCCCUCACUGUGGCCGUCCAGGUCAUGCGAUACUCGCCCUGGUUCCAUAUUAUACCGGUCUUCUCCUUUGUUACCAUUCUCCUCUCCUCUUGGGUAUGUUCAACUAUGAAACGCCGUCCUUUUUCUUCUAUGCAUAUACAGUAAAUGUGCUAUCACAUGAAAUGGUAACCGAAAGUCUGGAAUGCGUUCUCAAUCCGAAAAGAUUAAUUAAGUAGGGUUGCCGUGUUAAUUACCAUGUCGCAUAAUAUCGAGUUAUCCUAGUUACGUCGGGAUCCUGGCUUUCGAACGAGCUGGUUAUCGGCCGCCUGCGUAAACAACAUUCCGUAAAAAUGACCGCUUAAGUGGCAUGGAUUUUGCCAUUGAUUUCCGAUUCCCUUAUAAAUUGAAAUAUAUAUUCUAGAAAAAAAUUCACAAAAUAUUCCUUUUUUGCUCAUUUUGUAGCUAAUUACGUCUCCUUCGGAUUUCAUGCUUGAAGAAAGAGUUUUUUUGACUUCAAAAUGUUUAUGGUUAGGAAAUUUUUCAGGAGCGUGAAAUGUCCGACUGUAACCGCAACAAAUCAGCCCGUUUGUUAAUGCUGCAUAGAAACGGAAAAACUUGAUCCACAUUAAAUACGAGAUAUUAUGAGCUCAGUGUGCCCUCUUCAUAGUAACAUCUGGAACUGUAUGAUUUUCCCUACACGGAAAGCAUACAGCUUCUAGUUUGGAAACCCUGAAUGCAAGGGUAACAGCAAGUGGGGUGCAAAUUCAUUCAGGAAUUAAGGAAGUUUCUCAAACCGAAAGAUAAUAUUUAUUGAAGUAUAAGACCAGAGGAAUGCGAAAUUUUCUACCUAAUGAGUAAAAAAUAAGUUAUUUUAUGCAUCUUUUCUAUAGAAUAUAUUUGAAUUUCCAAGGGCAUCAGAAAUCGGUGAUAAAAAUUCAUGGUACUUAAGUAGCCAUUAUAUACAGAACGUAUUUCAUGCAAAGGGUCGAUCAGAAGCUCAUUCAAAUGCCAGCAUCCUGACGUGAAUGAAAUAUUUUAACAUUAUGCAACACUAUAAUUAGCAUGAUAACCCUCUUUAAGUAAUCUUUUCGAAUUUAGAACACAUUUCACCCACACUGAGGCGACCCAGUGAUGAGCUUCGGUUCCAUAAAGCUGUUGAACCUUCGUUCAAACCUCACCACUGGAUUCUCGGCUGGAUAUAAGCGCGCGCGUUCGAUUUUUUUGGUCCCAUGCGCUUGCCUAAGAGUAUGCUAGUUCGGGCGUCGUUGUCGACGAUAUACACCGCGUGUUUCAGUGCAAAGUACCAGCAGGGACGAUGAUUUACAGGAUUUUAGCCGGCAGCAAAAACGGAUCAGCAAGCAGAGAGAAUUACACUAGUCAAUGGGUAACCAUGCACGCGACCUGUAUAUGCAGCGGGAGCGCAAGCACAUCUGCCGGCUGGGAACCUGAGAGUUACUAGUGCUCUGAGGGUCAUGGCUUGCGGAAUCAUCACUUAGCAGACGCACACAAUCCUUAAGGCCCAGGAGUAUAGUUCACUGAGAAAGGACAGGAAUGGGCCAUAAAUUACAAUUGUCCCGAUCGAUUUUUGUCUUCUCACUAACCCGCCAUCACCUAUUCAAACCCCUUAAUCAAAAUGCCUCUCCAUUCGGUUUACGUCAGUUCUAUUCAGAGCCCUAGCGCAACAAUCUAUUCAGGCUUUAUUUAUCAUCAGUGUUUACUGAGAUGCACCAAGCCCUGUAGCUCGAUAUCUGAGGUACUGGCAUUCCCCUCCCACCCUCCUUACGAGUUCUCCUAAUCUGAAAGCCCUUUUAGUGCCAUCCACUUGAUGUUCUUCUCUCUCUCAACUCAGAUCUACCGGACUGUCCAACUGAAACGAUUGUUCCCGCCGAUUCAGUGGCUCCUACUCAGCUUUCUACCGUCCGUACUUCUCUCCUUGAUUGCUGUUUCAAUAUUCCUCUCUCCCCAAAUGAAAUCCAAUUACACGCAUAUGCACAGUCUCUGGCAUAUUCUGAUCGCUUUCGCUCUCCUUGGUGCCUUGCCAUGGCCGAUGCGAUGGCGGAGGGCCCUGUUACCAGUAAUACCGCUCUCAACGGUCCUCUCCUGUGGCGGCAACCAACGCACGCUUAGUAGUACUCGUCGACGAGUGUCUUCCCCGAAUGACCUACUGGACGCCGCCUCAGGCAGUCCCAUGAGUCCCAACAGUCUUCUGGACACCGGCACCGUAAAGUCCACUCUAGCACGUAUCUACGCCCAACUGACCAGGGUCUUCUCAGUUUUGUCCUCCGUCAAGUCGAGAGUGGAGACUAGACUCGACAAGCUGCUCGAGCUGAACUUCCUCCUUGACCCUCUCGUAGCUCGAUUCCCAAAACUCAGGGUUAUACUUCCACACGGUAAUUCGCAUUGUCUUAUUUGGACUUUUGUAUGUUCAGUUUGCGCAAAGUCCGUACUUCGUGCCCAGACGUCCAGUGUUUUUUGUGCCAGUCAGCACAAGGAAGUAUACAGAUGUUAUUCAAAUGUGUUGGGCGCAUACCUCAAACAGCAUCGCUGCGUUGUCGCAGGGUUUUGUACCCGUUACUAUGGCGUGGCGCAACGUAGCACUCAUUGCAUAAUUAAUGACUAUAUGGUUAGCAGACGGAGUGAAGGUAUAGGUCUGCAAUUUCAGCGCCUAAUUAUGAUUGAUGCAUAAUCUGGUAUCAGAGGUCAGCCUGUUAGGCUUUGAAUGACAACGCAAUCAUUCGCUUCGCAUCCAGGGUAGGGACGCGCGACCUUCCUUACCAGCUUCAGCCUACGCUCGGUAACUUUUACAGUGAUGGAACAUUCCAGAAUUGUGUGGUUAGAACUUGUUUACUGUAACUGUACAUAUUUGCACAGGAAUCUGCGAAUGUCGUUCAGCUCCUAACCUGAUUUCUAAAAUUACUGUUCUACUGUUAUAUGACGGGCUUAUUUCGGUGUAGUUUAUUUUAAUCUGGCGCUUCAUACCUGGAAGGUUCCGACUCGCUGAACAUCCGCAGCUUAGUUGAAUGCAAUCUGGAGUGCUUUGAAAAAAAACUUACUGUGUUUAGCAGUUUUUUGGUCCGGUUAAUACCAGAAAUUGUUCUGCAUGAAUUUCGUAUUGUCUUGUGUCGGACGAUCUCUCCGAGUAAAGCGGACUUAGUAAAAUCGGCAGUAUAUGGUGAUGCUCUCCAAACCUCCUAUCUUGUGAAAACACAAUUAAGGCCUACUGUUAGUCUACUUGUGGGCUACUCCACAUUCGAUGCUCAAUUGGACGGCCGUCAGUGAAGACUAGUUGCGAAUUAGAAAUCCUCUGGUCUGACUUGUAAGUAGUUUGGAACCAUGCCGCGGUUGUACCCCCAUGUGUAGAGGGGCACCUACUCAAGAAUUCAAUAAGUUUUUAUCCACUCGUGAAGGAGACACGAUCGCUGGGACAAGAGCUCUAUUCGCCCGACAUUUUGGACUCCUGCCCGAACUCAUCAUCAGAGACAAUAGCAGACAGGGGUAGUUCAUGCACAAGGGGCAGCAGUAUUUAUAGGAUGCAGUCGCCAUGCGAUCGCAUACCUAUGUAAAUUCACGGCUCUCUCCCUCAUCUGGGAUUAUUGUACUUGGCGUGAUGACUGUUCGAUGGCCGACAUUCGCGUCGUUAAUUGCUGCGAUUUCAUCACGGGUGUUGAAUGUUGGUGUAGUUUUGGUGUAGCUGCUAGUGUCUCUGAUGCCGGGUUCGAACAGAUAUCCUAAACUUCAGGCAAAUAUAGUCCUUGCCAAUAGAAGCGAAGAGCCGAGUCCCAGGAAGUAGUCUUGAAGAAGGAGACACGAUCGCCGGGACAAGAGCUUUAUUAGCCUGACGUUUCGGAUUCCUACUCGAAUCCAUCAUCAGAGACAAAAGAGCAGAAACGGGUGGUUGUUGCACAAGGGGCUGCGGUAUUUAUAGGAUGCAGUAGCCAUGCUACCGCAUACCUAUGAACCUUCACGGCUCCCCCCUUCAUCCGGGAUUUUCACACUUGGUGUGAUCAUUGCUUGAUGGCCGACAUUCAAGUCGACAAUUGCUGAAAUUUCAUCACGUGCGUUGGAUGUUGGCGUGAUGAUUGCUCGACCAUCUGACGCGUUGACCCGGGUGUUGGGAAGAGUGUUCACCAGUGCGCUCCCCCUGUGGCCAAUUACUCCGCCUAGACGAAGUCUCAGCACGCUGUAUUGAAUGGGAAGAUCGUUGCACUUGUUGAUGGACUGGGGGCCAGUAAACCAUGAUUCCAGUAGCUCCCGGCUCACUCGGUUGUCGCCUCUUGCGAGAAUUUCGGCCUCUUCGAAUUUAAAUGUGUGGCCGGAUCUCGUCGAAUGAGCUGCAACUUGAGAGCUGGCGUCAUUUCUGCGCACCGCUGCCGCGUGUUCGGCCAUUCUCGUUCGGAGCUGUCUUCCAGUUUCUCCGACGUAGUUGCUUUGUCCGCAACUGCACCAGAUCCGAUAAACGACUCCAGACGUUUCUAGCCGUGGCAGUGGGUCUUUCGGUUUCAUGAUCAGACGCCUGAUGGUUGCCUCCGGUCUGUGUGCUACUCCAACCCCAAGUGGUGCGAGAAGGCGGCCGACAGCUUCCGAAACGUUCUUGACAUACGGAAGUGCUCGCCAAGAGUUGGUGUCCGUGCGGUUAGGCCUUUCGUCCCUUUUGCGUAUGCACCGGUCGACGAAGUUGCGCGGGUAGCCAUUGGCUUUGAAGACCCGUCGGAGGUAUUGUAGUUCAGCAAUUUUGUCUUUCGGCUCACUGCAGUGCGUUUCGACACGCCGAUAGAGCGUCCUUACGCAACUGCGUUUGUGGCUGAUUGGGUGGUUACUGUUGAAGUUCAGUACUUGCAUCGUAUUUGUCGCUUUCCUGAACACUUUGGUCGCCCUUGCUCCAACGAUCGCGUCUUCUUCUUCUUCCUCUUCACGACUUCUUCCUGGGAGUCGUCUCUGCUUCUACUGGUUUUAUCCCCUAUCCCCUAUUCAACAUAA